This is a messenger RNA of Ictidomys tridecemlineatus (thirteen-lined ground squirrel), 1144 nucleotides long. NCBI's taxonomy places the organism in Eukaryota, Metazoa, Chordata, Mammalia, Rodentia, Sciuridae. The record is from RefSeq and is a predicted model, not a curated record.
GGGCUACAAAUCAUGUCCCAGAGAUGGUCCGCCCAGCCCUGGAGAGGACACUCAAGUCCCUGAAACUGGAUUAUGUGGAUCUUUACAUCAUUGAAGUACCCAUGGCCUUUAAGCCUGGAAAUGAAGUGUAUCCUAAAGAUGAGAAUGGCAAGUGGUUGUAUCAUAAAUCAGAUCUGUGUGCCACUUGGGAGGCCUUAGAAGCUUGCAAAGAUGCAGGCUUGGUGAAGUCCCUUGGCGUCUCCAAUUUUAACCGCAGGCAGCUGGAACUCAUCCUGAACAAACCAGGACUCAAAUACAAGCCAGUCAGCAACCAGGUCGAGUGCCACCCCUACUUCACUCAGCCAAAACUCCUGAAAUUCUGUCGACAACAUGACAUUGUUGUUGUUGCCUACAGCCCUUUGGGGACCUCUAGGAAUCCACUCUGGGUGAAUGUAUCUUCUCCACCUUUGUUAAAUGAUGCACUUCUAAACUCACUGGGGAAAAAGUAUCGCAAGACAGCAGCUCAAGUUGCUUUGCGUUUCAACAUCCAACGAGGGGUGGUGGUCAUUCCUAAAAGUUUUAAGCCUGAAAGGAUCAAAGAAAACUUUCAGCUCUUUGACUUUUCUCUCACUGAAGAAGAAAUGAAGAGCGUUGAAGCCUUGAAUACAAAUAUCCGCUUCGUGGAAUUGCUCAUGUGGUGUGAUCACCCUGAGUACCCCUUUCAUGACGAAUACUGACUUCAGAGAGGACUCCCCGGAUUCCCCUCUCUCUUGGGUGUCGGCGCCUUGGCUGGUGUUUCCUGGAUAUGGAAAUAAAAGGGGUUUCACUGUCCUCCGAUGACAUAAUGAUGGAAACGUUCCACAAUUAUCUUUUGUGACCUUUACUUAGCUAUGAAGAAAAAAAUGUUUAAAUCUGAAAUAACUCAGUAAUUAUCUAGUUUCAGGGGGGUUUUAGAGAGCUUUUCAAAACUUGUUGUUCCAAGAUCAGUUUAUUAUAAAUAAAGUUCAAUGAUCUGAAGAGACAUGUUUCUGAGAAAUCAUCCCUUAAAAAAAUUGAUCUAUUCACAUUGUUUCCAAUGAUUCCAAUGUUAACAUUUAUCGUGCUUUCUCUAGAAAAUGUUUCGUUCACAAGAAAUAAAGUGUGAUGGUUUGUUCCACCAAAUGAA